AUGGAGCAGCUCCCUGAAGGGCUACUGUCGACUGCAGCUCGUGUUCCUUUGGUGAUGGAUGACUCGAUGCCAGUGGAUGUCCUCGACAUUACGUCUUUAUGGAAAGCCUACAGCGUCAAACCCUCAGCACUUGAUGGCAAUCUUGGAUACAGACUCGAGAACUUCUUUUGGAGAAUUGGGAGCAAUGACUGCCUUCGCGAUUCUCUACCUGGUGCAGCUGUGGCCAAGUUGUUUAUGCGCAUUUCAGAAUCCAGUGUCCCCAAAACCCUCGAGUUGCAAGACCAGGAUAUGGCCAUACGAAAGAACAAGAGUGAAGAGCAACUAUCACUUCAGCGCGACGCGCCACCAGAUCAAGGACCGCCUCUUCACUCUAUUCUAAAGAAACCUAACACAGCUCCAAAAGACACGACUAAUUCAGCCCGCUUACUUGUAGCAGGAGAUGAUCGCCCGGCUGCGCCAGUCUCGCCUGUGAAAGAUGUCUCGAUUAGCCGCCACAGCCACAAGAAGACACACUUUGUCACAGGCAAGGCAGCGAAGAGCUCAAAGCGACGUCCUGUGAUCACGCGUCGCAAAUCAUCGCAGCCCAACAUUUCCACUAAAGCUGUCCACUCUCAGAGCCCUAAGCGUAUGCUGUCUUCGAGAAAGGCCCCAAAGCACGUCAGACCAGAGGACGAGGACGAAGAUGAAGACGAGGAACGCUUAUGGAGUAUCUCUCGGUGUUCGUCUCCAGAUCUGGAAGACUGCAUGGCCCUUCCUCAACACAUCGCAGAUCGACAACCAGAGAAACCACGAGAGCUGCCAGAGGAGUUCGUGACGAACCUCAAAGUCCUCCUCAGCCUGCGACCACGCAAGGCCAGCUGGAAGACAGCUCCUCUCACCAUGGGAUUCCGGUCCCAAGUUCCCAACCGUUUUCGCGACAUCCGUUAUCUUUACAUACAGAACUACAUGCCACGGCCACCGUCCAUCGUCAAUGCCGAGUUCCGCGCCCACUUUCUGGAGAAGAUGCGCGAGGAACAGGUCGAGCUAGCCUCCCUCCUGGACAAAGAAAAGCUUCAGCAGCAGCAGCAGCAAUCUUUCAACACCGAGGGCACCAGCCCUGAUCCAACCGACUUCUCAGGCACAUUUGGUGUGUUGAAUAGUGACGCAUCCACCGCACCUACUACUACGCCACACAUGUCGAUACCGGGCCAGUUCUGUGGUAAUCCAAUUGGGUUGGACAACGGGUUCCUCGACGUCUCAGGUGGGAUACCCCGGUCCUUCUUCCACCACACGCCGCUGCCGUUGCCCCGUUUGUCGAGCCAGCUGGGCAUGAUGAUCGAGGAGAGCCGUCGGAGUAACUCCCUCGAGUACCACAGGCCAGACCCGAGCGAAACCAUAGGACCACAGAGACUGAGCCGCAGCUAUAUCGAUACGCUGGUCGAGUGGAACAUCAAGUGGUUGCCGUCUACUCCGAGCUCGUGGGGUUCCUGA
Messenger RNA from Aspergillus clavatus NRRL 1, 1470 nucleotides. Its product is annotated as GATA-like domain-containing protein. Bases 1 to 1470 code for a protein of 489 amino acids. The record is from RefSeq and is a predicted model, not a curated record. The transcript has 4 exons. NCBI's taxonomy places the organism in Eukaryota, Fungi, Ascomycota, Eurotiomycetes, Eurotiales, Aspergillaceae.